ACUUGCAGAAUGCAAGAAAAGCUGUUACUUGAAGUUGUAGCAGGCAACGGUCAUGGUGCUGCCGAUGAAGGCUUUUCACCGGUGUCAACAUCAUUCGCUGACGUGCAUCGCAUUGAGAUUUUCUCAAUCAUCAAUGCCAUUCCUUCAUUUGCAUAUUCACCACACAAAGAGGAAGAAAGUGUUGAAAGGUUUAAAACUGUUUGCUAUAUGGAAAAAGUGCUCGUUUCGUUGGAGAAAUACAAUGAUUCAACGGAUUUAUCAGACGCACAUGAAGUAGGUUAUGUGCUGCUGUUGUGGUUGACUAUUCUGUGCAAGAAUCCGUUCGACUUCAAACGCUUCGAUUCCUCUUCGAAAGGACCAUCGACAGUGCGUCGUAUCAUUCACACUGUUAUGCCCUACCUUUACAUGGGUGUAACCAAGCUUUUGCCAGUGUGUUCACUGCUGUUGGCAAUCGUCGUGACACGAGAAGAUGCAAGAGCAAGUUUAUUAUUGGAAACGAUCGAGUCAUGUGUGAAGGCAAUAUCGACCUGUUCCAAAACAACCUCCGGAUAUAACAUAUUGAUCGCGAAUCUCUACCUUCUUACUUCUAUCUUCAAACAUGGUCGACGUGAUGAUCUGUUACCGUUGGCUGGCACUGUACUGAGGGCAGUCGCACCUCUCGUGAAUGUUAACAGUUCUGAUAUCAUCGUAAAAAAGCUUCUCAUCAAAUUAAUUCAGCGACUUGGAGUGGUCUUCUUGAAACCGAAGGUGUCGAAGUGGCGUUAUGAGCGUGGUGAUCGUGUGCUGAGUGUUGAUUCGUUGAAAGUGCAACAAAGUUUUGCGUAUUCAGAGACAGUACAUGAGGACGAGCUCGACGACAAUCAAUGUGGUAUCGCUUGUGAAGAAUUAGAGGUAGUAUUGGAUGCAAUAUUACGCACUCUUCGAGAUGACGAUACGACGCUGAGAUGGUCAGCAGCGAAAGGUGUCGGCAGAGUGGCGUCGAGACUGCCGAAACAUCUCGCAAACGACGUUCUCUCAUCGAUAUUAUCAUCAGUUUCCAAUCACCUCGCUGGUCAUGCUGCAUGGCAUGGUGCAUGUUUGGCCAUCGCUGAACUCGCACGUCGUGGCUAUCUGCUCCCGGAGCGAAUACCAGACAUCGUUCCUCUUAUUCUUAAGGCGUUGAUGUUCGAAGAAAGGCAAGGGCGUCAUCACGCAUUGGGUGCAAACGUGCGUGACGCGGCGUGCUAUAUUUGUUGGUCAUUGGCACGUGCAUUCAGUCGAUUUGAUAUGAUGCGUUACGUUCCGCAGAUUGCUACAUCUCUGGUUUGUGUCGCUGUUUUCGAUCGAGAAAUCAAUGUUCGAAGGGCGGCAAGUGCAGCAUUCCAAGAGAAUGUUGGAAGGCAAGGCUCAUUCCCUAAUGGAAUCGAAGUUCUCACAAUGAUCGAUUACUUCGCUGUUGGAAUGAGACGCCAUGCCUAUUUGGAGGUUUCUACUCAGGUUGCCAAGUACCCGUUGUAUUCGCGCCCUCUUAUUGAACAUCUCAUUGAUCAUAAGGUUUCACUCAUUCAAUUUUUCAGUCCAUCGAUGAUCGUGAUAUCAAAGAUAGUUCCAUUGCUGGACGAUCAACAACCAAUAGUGUCACGCCAAGGUGCUAUAAUGGCUCUCGCAGGUGCAUUAUCUGGUCUAAGUGGAUGCACUUCGGUGAUAAUCGACGAUUGCUUGUUCGAGACAAUCGCGACAAUCCCUUCAAAAACGUUUCUAAUCUGUAAUAAGAAGACGAAUUCGCUCGGUGGUGCAUUCAUGCGCCGUGCAGUCAGCACUUUCAUCCUCAAGUUAUCAACUGUCAUUCCGGCGAAGUUCAUCAAUAUAGUAUGCACAACAAACGAAUGUGAAAGAGAAGGUAUCGCCGGCUUACUGAGUGCUUUGCCGCUGAGUGUUUAUGUGCUUCAAGGCCACGAUCAAUUAACACUCUUCACAAUAAUUAUUAAUACUCUUAUUGAUAUUAUUGACCGACCAUCUGCAAUCGAUGCGAUGUGGGCAUGUGGUCGACGUGCUUGUGUGGAUUCUUUAGCAAAAAUAGUCUCAGUUGUUGGUUUAGAUUCGUUAACAAAUAAUGACUCCUCAAGACUCAUCAAUUGUCUUAUAAAUGUACUGAACGAUUACACAAGUGAUCGUCGUGGUGAUAUUGGUCGGCUGUUGCGCGCAAGUGGAAUGCGUGCGUUGAGAACACUCUUGCCGAAUGCACAACGCGCGAAUCGACACUGCGAUCGCUUUGAUGAAGCCAUUUGCAAGAUUGUGCAGCAGUCGUGUGAGAAGAUUGAUGCUAUACGUAUUUGUGCUGCCGGAGUGCUGAAUGAUUUAUUGCUAUGCGGUUUGGAAAAUAUUGUCGACAGAGAAAUUCUGAAAGCGGUGUAUUUGAUUGAUGGAAGCAGCUCGUCGAGAACAUCUGAAUGGCAGUUGUCCGAUUGGGGUCACAAUGUUUGUUUCAAAAGACUUACUACACUGUUCGCGAGUCAUCAUUAUCGAUAUCAUGCGCUUGUUGGUUUCAUUGUCUCCGUUGGUAAGCAUAAGUACAAUUUUUUUUCUGAUCGGCUAUUCUCUUUUUACACACUUCAUUUUCGAGGUUCUAACGAAUCCACAAUGCGUUGUUCCGCAGACGCCUUAUUAUCAGUAUUGAAUGCUUUCCGAGACUCGCCAGCGCAAAUGGAGGCGUUUCUGCAUGAUUUGGCAACGAUUUUCUCGAAUAGUAUCGGUGUGGCUCGCAUGAUCGAACCAUUACUAUCUACUAUCGAGAAGAUUUUCUCCGCUGAAACAUUGUCUUGUUUCGAGCAAAAUCCUGACUCAUCGCCAUCUCUCAUCAGAAUUAUCGACCUUGUCGCAAUGCAGUCGGCUAACAAGAAGUGCAAACCACAAGUGCUGAAAAGCGCUGUGACGAUCCUUUCUCAUACUCUUCAUCUCAACUCUGAUAGUCAUGUUUGGCAUAAAGCUGCUUCUGUGAUAGUUUGCACUCUGCACUCAUCAGUUCCGAUGUUGCGUCGGUGUGCGGCCGAGCAGUUGUACGAGUGCGUUGCAUCUGAGGUGGCUGAGGCCGAAGGCAAGGAGAACGCUCAUCGAGCCGAGUUACUGAAUCUGUUGUCGAGCACCGAGUGGCAAUCAGAUGCGAAACAGGAGCAUUUCGUCGAGAUUAGUCGAUCAAUUGCGCGUAUUCUAAAUGUUGCAUUAUGA
Anisakis simplex (herring worm) is the source of this 3204-nucleotide messenger RNA. NCBI's taxonomy places the organism in Eukaryota, Metazoa, Nematoda, Chromadorea, Rhabditida, Anisakidae. The record is from the annotation of a GenBank genome assembly.